This is a messenger RNA of Etheostoma cragini (Arkansas darter), 607 nucleotides long. RefSeq names its product YTH domain-containing protein 1-like. The transcript has 4 exons. Lineage: Eukaryota; Metazoa; Chordata; Actinopteri; Perciformes; Percidae. Bases 200 to 607 code for a protein of 135 amino acids. The record is from RefSeq and is a predicted model, not a curated record.
CUACAAAAGAAGAAGAAGAGAAGAAGAGAAGAAGAAUAAAAGAUUCAGUCCGCCAUUUUACGGUUUUCCGGCUGUAUUCAGUCUGUUUUUGUCAGUUUUUCGGCAUAUUUGUGAUUAUUCGGUGUUUGAAUCAAAAUAAACCUAGUGUGAGCCGUAGCGUGGCCUGACCGCGAGGCAGCACUUGGUGACAGCGUCUGUGAUGGCGGCCGACCGGCGCGAGGAGAAAGACGGAGAGUUGAAUGUUCUGGAAGAUAUUCUGACUGAAGCUCCGGAUCAGGAUGACGAGCUCUACAACCCAGAGACCGAACGGGCCAUCAGCGACAAGAAAGGAACCAAGAGGAAGAGCGAGCGCUCUGACAGCCGUGAUCUGAAGAGGCUCCGCCCCUCUCGCUCCUCCUCCAAUAAGAGAGGCCCACCCCUCUCCUCCACUUCUAAGAAGGUGGCGUGCAGCCCGCGCACCCGCCACGCCGCCAGCUACCGCCACGAGUACUAUGAGGAGCGAAAGGGGCGGCGAGGGGCCCGAGAGGUGACCAGGAGCCGGGCGGGAGAGGACGCCCACCGCAGAGACGCCCAGAGAGGCCUGGAGGCUCUGAGCCAGAUUUUUUGA